AUGGCCGGGGGAGAGGAGGGCUGCACGGCGCCCGAGCGGGAGACGGAGCCCGAAGCGGCGUGUGCCGGGGGCCUCUCCGAAGGCGGCGAAGCAAAGGCCAAAAAGAGCCGCUGCUCCCGCUCCUCCCGGGCCGGGCUGCUCUUCCCGGUGAGCCGCGUAGACAGGCAGCUGCGCAGAGGCCGCUUUGCGGAGCGCUUGGGAGCCAGGGCCCCCGUCUACCUGGCUGCGGUGCUGCAGUGGGUGACGCACAAGACCAUGGACGCGGCCGGCAAGAUUUCCAAGAAGAGCAAGCAGCAGCGCAUUUCGCCGUCGCACUUGCAGGCGGCGGCGCGAAAGAGCUCUCUGCUCAAGCAGCUCCUGCGAGGCGGCGUGCCCAGGCGCGGCCGCAGGGCUGUCCCCCGAAGCCGGCGUGUGGCCUCGCCGCCCAAAAAGGAGACGACCAGGAGCAAGAAGAGAGGCCCCAGGCCAAGGGCCGCUGCUGCUGGCGAGUGA
Molecule: messenger RNA, 492 nt
Organism: Haliaeetus leucocephalus (bald eagle)
Lineage: Eukaryota; Metazoa; Chordata; Aves; Accipitriformes; Accipitridae
Product: histone H2A-beta, sperm-like
Exons: 1
Coding region: 1-492 (163 amino acids)
Cellular component (GO): nucleosome
Molecular function (GO): structural constituent of chromatin; DNA binding; protein heterodimerization activity
Source: RefSeq, a predicted model, not a curated record